AUGACCAACGCGGACGUCAAUGCCACGCUUCUUCCUACUGACAAUGUCAACACCAUGUCCAAAUCUCUCUCCUCACUUCAUUUGGCCGAUGCUCCGUCGUCAAUGAAAACCAAGAAAGACACCGCUUCAUCACAGCAGUAUACCGUCGCCGAUCAAGCAGUUCGCCAACUGCUGUUGAAACUGGACGAGGGAGCACAAACGAUUGCCAAUUUACGCUCUAUUUUGGCACUGAAAACAGCCGAACUGAAUGAACUGCUUGCUCAAUUAGACAUGACCAAUCAGGUCAUUGUCAAUGUAGAGGAAUCUACCGUGCAAAUUGAGAACAUGUUAAAAGAAAUGGGCAUUACAGACGAAACUCAGGACCGUCAAGCCUUGUUGCUGAAUGCCGAAGCCAGUUUGCACUCGGCCAUCAAGUCGGCCAACAGUCUUUAUGCAGCCGAAAGCGAUGCAUGGAGUGCGCAGCGUAGGUACGUUUUGCGACGACCUUCUGCGGGAACGAGCAACAGUGGUAUCGAUCCAGAACCGCGCCAGCCAACCCACUCCAAGUUCCAAUCGAAAAUCCGAUACAAGCCUGACAGCAAACCUAUUCUACGUAAACUCAAUGAGUUGCUGCGUCAUUUGGAACUCGAUUCUGGAAAAUUCUUUGAAAGCAUUGGCAAUAUCAAUGAUGUCCAGGCGUUGCAAAAAGCCUAUGUGGAUCUAGACAUUGCGAAAACCAUUUCGUUAUCGGCUAAAAGCAACUUUAAGAGAAGAACCAUUCUACUUAAAAGUGCUAGAAGACGCAACAUCUUGGAAGAAGUCAAAAUGCUUGGGGCAAAGAUAAGAGAAGGCGAAGCAUUGUGGAAAACUUAUGCAAGAAAUGCACCCAUGUUGAUCGAUGGUCAGGAUAUUAUUGCCACCCUUAAUCGAGAAGACGAGCUUUUAGCCAAGAACUUACCUGUCCAUCCUUCGCGUCUUUCGUAUGACAGUCAUGUUAGACGAUCCCCUUCCAUUUCUUCCUCCAGUCACGGUAUGAAACCGAGUCUAUCAUCACGAUCGAACGAAUCGACCGCUUCGUCUACACGCACUACUGCUACGCAUCGUCCUUCGCACAGUCGAUCACCAUCAAUUCAGUCGGACAUUUCGUUGAUCCCACCGCCACCGUCUCAAACCGCCUCCCCUCGUACAAGUAUGUUAGCCGGUAGCCAUAACAAGAAAUUGUACCGUCACUCCGUCGGUGCACGGCCAAGUCCGGCCAAGGUGAUUGCCACGAACCCGACAGGACCACGAGUAAGAACGACCUCCAUAACCGCCCAUAAACCCAGUCCCACCACGAUCAAACCUCCCACAAGUACAAUCACCAAACCUAAAGAGCACAUCUCCUCCAUCCCCACACCCGUUUCUUCUUCUAUCCAACAUGACUCAACUAUGACCACUGUGGCCAAGAAAUCGACCACCGCCAAAUCAAACCAGCAACGCGGCCCUGGAUCCACACUUCGACUACGAAGUGUGCUUGCUAAACGACAGAAUACCCUCGCUAAGCCGUGA
Messenger RNA from Radiomyces spectabilis, 1527 nucleotides. RefSeq lists its product as uncharacterized. The transcript has 6 exons. Lineage: Eukaryota; Fungi; Mucoromycota; Mucoromycetes; Mucorales; Radiomycetaceae. The record is from RefSeq and is a predicted model, not a curated record. Bases 1 to 1527 code for a protein of 508 amino acids.